ACGGAAGAUUUUGUUCUCUGACACAAGAAUACCAACUGCUACAGAGCAUCUGCUGUCAAAUGUCAAACAAGAGCAUGACAAGAGGGUCAUUUCUCAAGAAUCUGAAACCAAACCAUUGACCUUCACAUUUGUACCAUCCAUUGGAAGACUUCCAACUCAUUUUGAGGUUGUGGAUGUCUCUAAGUUCCUUGUGACAAUUCCAGAGGAAUCAAAGGAUCUGAGCAAUCAAGAAAUUAUAAAUAAGUCUAACGCAACCUCUGAUGAACUGGCCUUAAAGAACGCGGCCAGACAAGUCUGCGCGUCCGACGUCUGUACAGACAGCACCCAAACGGCUUUCCAGUCCCUGGGGUAUAACUCGAGCAAAGGAGAAAUGCAGGAGAAUGACCUUUUUAAGGCUGAGUUUAUCCUGAUUACAGACUCCGGUGAUGAAGAUGAAGUAGCUGCUGCCUCGAACAACAUUCAUCGGCCUUCCAAUGGCUACUGUCCCAUCAGUGCUCAGCUGCUGGCCGCAUCCCACGUUUCCCCUGGCACUGGGGCAGGCAAACCUCCCAGCGACGGGCUUUCCGCUGAUCCACAAAAACACCAG
Cariama cristata (Red-legged seriema) is the source of this 586-nucleotide messenger RNA. RefSeq names its product muscular LMNA-interacting protein-like. Gene Ontology annotation, molecular function: transcription corepressor activity; lamin binding. Lineage: Eukaryota; Metazoa; Chordata; Aves; Cariamiformes; Cariamidae. The annotation marks the transcript as partial. The transcript has 3 exons. Gene Ontology annotation, biological process: negative regulation of transcription by RNA polymerase II. The record is from RefSeq and is a predicted model, not a curated record. Gene Ontology annotation, cellular component: PML body; nuclear envelope; sarcolemma.